AGAGGGACUUCAGCGCUUGUGGUGCAUGCAUCAAAAUUCUCUAUCUCCGAACUCUAAGUACGACGAAACAAUCGCGCAAGGCGGAUAGUUUGAAAUUUACGCGUGUACUAUAGCGAGUACUAAUCCGAACGUAUAUUUUAAAGAAAAAUCGGUUAUAUUUCUCUGUAAGAAUAUAAGACUUGUAUUUCUUUUUUAAUUUCAAGUUGUGUGUAGUUCGUCGUGGUCGAAAAUAUGAGAAAAAGUUGCGGGAAGUUUUUUCUAAGAUGUCAACAAGCUUUAGUAUUUAUGCAAGAAAAUGACUGUUCCCAAAAGGAAGCAACCGAUCUAUAACAAAGUGAAAUUCAAAUAAAUCUACUCCAUUCCUUCGAUUGCCUUAGCGUUAGCAACCAAAGCAAUAACUUUUCCUAACCUAAAAAAUGUCGAAAUCAUUAAUUCUCAUAAUCGAUUUAGAUACUAUAAUGACCGAUUCUUCACAACCUAUUAAAUCGUUUCUAGUAUGACCCUUCUCGAGCACAACCCAUGAGAACCCCUUCCCCUUCACCCAAAUUACCCAAAAUGUUGUUACCAGAUAACCUGCUAAAGAUAAUAUUUAUACAGUUUUGCCUGUUGAUAACUUCAGUUCGUAGCGAAGGCCACGGACCACUCAACGGUCGCGUUUACUUUGCUAUAGCGGCUACACCGAGCGCUCAAAGUUUCUCUAGAGCAUUCAAUAAAACACUAAUGAACAUGACUUCGAAUUUUUUAUCGGGAAGAAGCGGGAAAGUCGGUUUCAAUAUAAGUUUGGAGACGAUCGUCAUCGACUUACCGGAAAAUGGUAGUUUCAGUGCUAUUUUGCUGGAAGGGGUGUGCGAGAAGUUGGAAGAAAAACGUGUCGUGGCGGUUUUGAUCAUUGGUCAUUCGCCGGCGGCGUUUACGGUUUCGGUAACAGCCAAGCAUGCGGGAAUUCCCGUCUUAUGGGCCAGAGGCCAUGCACAAGUUUUGCCGGGGCUUCAGAGUUUAGAUUCUAGUCCACUGGAAGUGCACUUGGCGCCGACCGGUCGCGAACUCGUCCAUGCGCUCCGAGGUCUCCUUCUACAAGCCCACUGGCACACUUUCACCCUUUUGGCUGCUGAUCAAGCGACAGCGACGGCGUUGCGACGUCCUGAACUUUGGCAGGCGCUCGAUUCGACGCCCCUGCACCCGAUGCUCGUCGCCCUACCGACGCCGAUAAGGCCUCAAACAUUGUUCAGGAAACUAGCUGAUUUAUCGAGGUCUUCCAGAGGCGUCGUUAUCCUCCUAAGUGACCGUAGUAGUUGUAUUAGAAUUCUCGAGGACGCUAAAAGACUUAAUAUGAUGGACGGUCAUUUUGUAUGGAUUUGGAUCGAUACCGCGGCAGUUAUCACUAUCAAAAACACCACAACUUUAGACGAAGAAAGAGAUGGUAGAGAUAAGGACGAUCGUCUUAAACGUAGUAUAGAUAACGAUAUAAGUGAUAUGCAUAUAAGUUAUUUGUUAAGAAAUGACCAGUUCCUUUUGUUAAAUAACCAAAAUUAUGGCGUAGAAAGUUCUAAAUCAACAAGGGAUGUUUAUCCUCAAAAGCCGCAAUAUUCAGGGGAUGAACUCCCACCCGGAUUACUUAGUGUUAAACCACUUUCGAUCAAAGUAGAUAGACAUUUAGUGAAAGGUGCAGUGCGUUUAUUGGUAUACACAUUCAAGCAAGUCUUGAACCAGACCCCUGAAUGGAUGCUGGACAACUUACUGAAUGGACAAAAUAAUGGCUGUUGGAAAAAUAGUGGACGAGAAAUAAGUUUUAUUAGUGAAUUUGCAAGAGAAUUGAAAUCAGCAUGUUCAAAGGCAUUAGCUGGCAUAAAAUUCACACAAGAAAUUGGCGUUGACAAAGUGGACAAAUCAUUAGUUGCAAACUUCGAAAUUCUGAAUUUAGUUCCCGAUACUAAUAUCUACACCAACAGAUCUGAACCAGAAAAUCCGUCUUCCCGGCAUAAUAUAAAAUGGAAACGUGUUGGUAUAGUAUCAGGUCGUGCGGUACGAUUGGAUACCAUAAUUUGGCCUGGUGGUGAUCUUUCGGUAGCCGCUGUUUCAUCUAGAGCGAGAACAGUCUUCAGAGUAGUUACAGCUUUAGCUCCUCCUUUCGUUAUGGAAAGUGAGCUUGAUGAAGAUGGACAGUGUCUUAGAGGUCUUCCAUGUCAUCGCGUUUUGACUUCGGACAAAGACAACCUCACUCUAGUUUUCAACGAAAUGCGGAGACUAGAGGAAGAGGAAGACGACGCACAAAACGACCAAUCGGAAUUUUCGGAUUACAAACAAUUCACCAGCGAUUACGGUGACGAUGACGAACAGUUUUUCCCUUUUCAAAAAUUCAAAUACAAGACAAACUGUUGCUAUGGACUUUCGAUGGAUCUUCUAGAAAACGUUGCUCAAGAAUUAGAAUUCGAUUUUAGGUUAUAUAUAGUUGCUGAUGGUCUCUUUGGUUCGAGGACAGUGCAAAUGAAUAAUAAAAGGUCCGAGAGGGAUGUUGGGAAGAAAUUUUUGAGUUAUAGGUUUAAAGACGGUCAUGUGAAAAGCGAACGAGUCAAAGAAUUAAAUGUAGACGAUGCUAAUAUAAAAUGGAACGGGAUUGUUGGCGAUUUAGUUUCAGGAGCGGCCCACAUGUCGUUCGCCGCCUUAAGUGUUUCGAGUGCAAGAAGUGAAGUGAUCGAUUUCAGCGUUCCUUAUUUUUUUAGCGGAGUCUCGUUUCUAGCGGCUCCUCAACAGAAAUCCGAAAUACCUUUGAUGGCUUUUUUGUUACCUUUUUCGCCAGAAUUGUGGAUCGCUAUUUUCACAAGUUUGAAUAUAACUGCAAUAGCAGUAGCAAUUUACGAGUGGUUAAGUCCUUUUGGGCUCAAUCCUUGGGGUAGACAACGAUCAAAAAACUUCAGCAUGUCUUCGGCGCUUUGGGUGAUGUGGGGACUUUUGUGCGGGCAUCUCGUUGCUUUUAAAGCGCCUAAAAGUUGGCCGAACAAGUUUUUAAUCAACGUAUGGGGUGGGUUUUCCGUGAUAUUCGUGGCGAGUUAUACCGCUAACAUUGCGGCGUUGAUAGCUGGAUUAUUUUUCCAUAAUACUGUCAGUAACUAUCAUGAUCGGAGUCUAUUGAGUCAAAAAGUGGGAGCUCCUAGAUCCUCAGCAGCCGAAUAUUAUGUACAAAGAGCGAACCAACUACUCUGGCAACACAUACAUAAAUAUUCUUUAGAAAACAUUGAAGAAGGCGUUAUAAAGCUUCGAAACGGUUCUUUGGAUAUAUUGAUUGCUGAUACACCGAUUUUGGAUUAUUAUAGGGCUACCGAUCAUGGUUGCAAGCUGCAAAAAAUCGGAGACAGCAUCAACGAAGAUACGUAUGCUAUUGGAAUGACAAAGGGGUUUCCUUUGAAAGAUAGUAUAUCUGCGGUAAUAGCCAAAUAUUCUAACAACGGCUAUAUGGAUAUACUGCAAGAAAAGUGGUACGGCGGUCUUCCGUGUUUCAAAUUAGCAACCGAAAUGGCACAACCUCGACCUUUGGGUGUGGCUGCAGUCACAGGUGUUUUCAUCCUCCUUGGAGUUGGUAUGGCUCUGGGUCUACUAAUCUUGUUAGUUGAACAUCUUUUCUUUCGAUACACCUUACCUAUUUUGAGGGAUAAACCCAAAGGAAGUAUUUGGCGAAGCAGAAAUAUCAUGUUCUUUAGCCAGAAGCUGUAUCGGUUCAUCAACUGCGUGGAAUUAGUUUCACCCCAUCACGCCGCUAGAGAAUUAGUCCACACCAUUAGACAAGGACAGAUAACCAGCCUGUUCCAGAAAAGUAUCAAAAGGAAGGAACACGAACAGCGGAGACGCAGGAAAAGUAAAGCUCAAUUUUUCGAAAUGAUACAAGAAAUUCGCAGCACCAUCCGUAGGCAACAACAAGAAGAAAGGGAGCCACCAUUAGAAUCUGUGACGGAAGUUGAUUCUGAGUACCAGUUGAGUCCCGAUGAGAAGAAAUCGAAGCUUAGUCCGAGUAUUAUCAAAAGAACAUUUCUAAGGAGUAGCCCUAAAGGUGAUAACGGCAAUAAAAUGAAAUCACCUACAACAUACCUUAGCAAACAACUUUUCAGUCCUCGUUCAAAAAAUAAAACAAAGAGUUCAUCAAAUUUGAACGUCCGUAGAUUUAGUAGCGACAGUGUCUUCAAUUCACACUCCUUGAAUAAUAAAGAUUACAGCACCGCGGUUGGUAGGAGACUAAGCAAAGACGCUUCAGCUUUUUUAUCGAGUUCUCCACCAGACAUCAACAGUCGUAGAUCCAGCUAUUUAGAUAUAAUAAGCUCGGGAAGUAAAUUAGCCGGAAAAAGUCCAAUUUUAUCGAUAGAAAACCUCUCAGAUUGUAGCAAGUAUUCAGAACCGAUGAGAAAGCUCUCAGAUUCGGAAAGUAUUGGAAAAAAGUUAGCCACUUUACCUAGAUAUCAAGAAUCCGUCGACAAGCAUCGUUUGUUACAGCCGCAACAUAGUUUGACAUUGGGUAAGAGUGAUGAAACUUUGAGUAAAAGUUUGAUACCCGAAAAUGUAACACAGGCUAGAAGUUAUAAUAAUGUGUCACAAACCGGCGUCAACGAAAAAAAUAACUUGUCUGAUGAUGAAAUUGCUAGAAGGAAUAAAAAAACCAUCGAUCAGUUACAGAGUGUAAUCGUUAAUAAACCUAGACCACCGCUCAAACGAAGUACGGACAAUAAUCCAAAACAAAACGCCAAUCCACAAAUAAGAAUUCAAGUAGAAGAUACCUCUAAAAAUGAAGCCAGCCACCCUCCUCUCGUCAGAAAAUCGAAAACAAGACAUCAAAGUUUUAGUGACUCGACAGGGUUAACCGAAACGAGCAAGCGUAACAAGCUAACAGAACAAUCUAAAUCCUUAGAUAGUGGUAAUCCAGUUACAUCCGACAGAAAAAAACCUCGACAGAGGUCAAAAUCUAGAGAAGACGAUCUACCACCCGCUCCCCCACCUCCCAAUUGUUCUCCAAGAAAUUCCAAUGGUCGAUCUCCUCUGGAGCGCUUGUCAAAAGACGAAUUGGUUUUGCUGUGGAGAAGUUCCGAGUCGGAGCUUAGAAGUCAUUUAUUGAAAGCGCUGCGCGACAAAGAAGAACCGAUAAAAGAACCGUCUUGAAGGGAGUAAAGAGGAAAUCUUACUUUCUGUGACUUAAAAGCCAAUUUUGGCAGACAAUUUGGAAAAGCUCUGCGUUUUUUUAUGAUCAUCGACCACUAUUAUCAGCAUGUUUUAAAACGAGUCAUAAAAAUUUUUAGAAAAAAAAAUAUAAAAAUUUCUCGAAAGUCGUUUAAUCUUUAGGCACGGAGAAGUACGAUGGUGCCUAAGAAUGACUAAACGGCCUUAUAGAAUUGUAGAGUGAUAUAAGAAUUGACCACUAAGUGUUAUUAGAAGCCUUUAGUCUAAGCGCUUAGGAUACAUUUUACUGCACUUUAUAAGGAAUAAAAAUUUUUAAAAGUCAAUAUUUAUUUCUUCACCUGCGUCGAGGUACCGUACCACGUCCGUAUUUGUGGUAGAUUUCAUCAAUUAUAAUCCAAUAAUAAGUAGUUCAAGACGUUUUGGUCAAAUCCAUAGCACAACAUGUUUUAGUAUCUAUUUGGUAACCCAUCUACAACAAUGAAACUGACAUGUUUCCGAUUUCCAAACGCAUUCGAUGAAUUUUCCAUGAACUAUUCAGAUUAAAAUUUAGUUUAAAAGUCUGGAAAUUUAGUAGAGUCUCUGAUCUCGACCGAUUUCUCGGUUUACAACGUUUUCCUUUCAUUUCAUCUACGUCCGGUUUGUCGAUUCCGUUUAGAUGCGAGAAUGUUAAACCCUUCCCUUAGGAAACGGAAACACCACAAUAACUCUUAUCAUCAAUUAUUUCACUUUGAGGUAAUUAUUUGUAGUAUUUGGAAUACUAGUUUUCAUAAAGUUAAGUGAAAUGUGGAAGAUAUGAGAGAUUUUAUUUGGUUAAAAGCUUUAAAUUCUAUACCAUGGCUCUAAAAUAAUUUUUAUCUUAUUCUUUUAUAACACUGGUUAACACUGUUUUUGUCACACGAACUUUGUGAUUAUUCUUAUUUGUUUUGAUGUACCCUUAUUCGAAAAAGAAUAUUAUUUUGUUUUUUUGUUUUAGCCACAUCCAGUUUUUAUGUGACAGUUAUAUAUUCUUUUCUGACCUCAUUCACGUAUUUUUGUUUGAGUAACUUAAUUUAGAAAGUGUUCUGAUAACCCGGACAGUUUUUGUUAUGCGUGUGUAAAGUGAACUUUUACUUCUCAGCGUCAAAAUUCACGCCAAUAAUUGGAAAGUACUGUUUAAACUAUUUUCGUUUUCCGGUGGGCCAUCAAUAUAAAUCCUGGGUUCAACAUAUAUAUUGUUUAAUGAGUGUGAGACGUCUAUUUGGUUGGGCUAAACAAGAAAAUAGAGAUUUGCGUUUUGGUAUACAAAUUUGAAAUAUUUGAACGAAACCCAAAGAUCAUGUAAUUGAUUGUUAUUUUUGUUUGAUUUAAACAGAAGGCGGCACAAUCAAGUCCAGUACUCAAAUUUGUCAUCGGCCAACAGAUAAAUAAUACAUAGUGCCGAACUGCCUGUGCCAAAUCAAGCAGAAAGUUUCUGUUUCUAGUCCCGAAUUUAUUCUUGGUCAACUCGAUAAGGUAUCCCAAGUUAUGAGCCUUCAACUUCAGAAGAACCGCAUUUAUUGAUACGAAGUUAUUUAAAGAAUUUAGUACGUGAUUUGUCUAAAAAAAUGAUCCUUUAGUGACAACAUACCGUUGCCUUUAAAACUCGGCAUGAUGAAAAAUUUUGUGAAAGCUCUCUCUAAAGAUGGCAGUAGAUUCUUAUACUUGAUAGAGAAAUUUCCCAGACUCAACGAGGUAAAAAUUGAAGAAGGAAUAUUUAUUGUUCCACAAAUACAGAAACUAAUGAAGGAUAGAAAAUUUGAAGGAAAGCUGAAUGAUCUGGAAAUGCUUUGUGAAUGUUGUUCAAAAUUUCCUAGGAAAGGAAUCGAAAAAUUACAAGGAAAAAAAGUCGAGGAAUGCUAGUAGAUUACUGUUAACCACUUAAA
Diorhabda sublineata is the source of this 7058-nucleotide messenger RNA. RefSeq lists its product as uncharacterized. Gene Ontology annotation, molecular function: NMDA glutamate receptor activity; transmitter-gated monoatomic ion channel activity involved in regulation of postsynaptic membrane potential. Lineage: Eukaryota; Metazoa; Arthropoda; Insecta; Coleoptera; Chrysomelidae. The record is from RefSeq and is a predicted model, not a curated record. The coding region runs from base 520 to 5139 and encodes 1539 amino acids. The transcript has 17 exons. Gene Ontology annotation, cellular component: postsynaptic membrane; plasma membrane. Gene Ontology annotation, biological process: ionotropic glutamate receptor signaling pathway; modulation of chemical synaptic transmission; synaptic transmission, glutamatergic.